GAUGUUAGCAAAGAUUAUUGGAUUUUUUAUCAGCAUUUUGAGUUACUUACCUGUCUACAUAUACAAUUUAUUGUACAGUAGAUUCUACACAAAGUAUAAUAAGUAAUAAAUAUUUAGAUGGACUUACGUAAUGAUGUGCGAUAGAUUGGAGAAAAAGAUGUCAAAUGUUAAAAGAAUCUUAGAUGUUGGAGUAGGUACUGGACAUCCCAUGAAAUAGAUAAUAAAUAGGAUUCCUUCAAGAAUUCGUGUAGUAGGAAUAGACAUAGAUACAAAUUAUUUGAGGUAUGAUUAAAUAUUAAAAUCCUAGAUAUGCAAGACAAACAUUCAAAUAAAAUGAGAAUGUAGAGAUAAGAGAAUAAAACUUUUAUGAUUUAGAAAAUUCAAAAGAACAAUAUGAGGCUGUGAUUUUUUCUUCAUCUUUCAUGAUAAUGCCCGAUAGAAUACGAGCAUUGAGAAUUGCAAAACAAAGAUUGAGCAAAGGAGGUUCUAUCUUUUUUUUAUUGACUUUGGAACCUUAUAGAAACUAUAAAACAGUGAUUCUUGAAAAAAUUAAGCCACACUUAAAAUACAUCACAACAAUAGAUUUUGGGAGUAUUACUUAUGAAAAGGAUUUCGAAAUCAUGCUUAAAGAAGAGGGAUUGUAAAUUAUAUCUAAAGAAAAAGUUGCUAAAUAUAGUGUGUUUUUGGCUAUAUUUAAUAUGUUUGUGGUAGAGGCAGAAGUAAUAUGAA
Paramecium pentaurelia is the source of this 729-nucleotide messenger RNA. NCBI's taxonomy places the organism in Eukaryota, Ciliophora, Oligohymenophorea, Peniculida, Parameciidae. The record is from the annotation of a GenBank genome assembly.